Messenger RNA from Aspergillus brunneoviolaceus CBS 621.78, 1368 nucleotides. RefSeq lists its product as uncharacterized. The transcript is spliced from 4 exons. The coding region runs from base 1 to 1368 and encodes 455 amino acids. The record is from RefSeq and is a predicted model, not a curated record. NCBI's taxonomy places the organism in Eukaryota, Fungi, Ascomycota, Eurotiomycetes, Eurotiales, Aspergillaceae.
AUGCUUGCACAAUCGCACAUCUCAGUAAAGCAAUUCAAGAUGGUCACUCAAUACGGCAUCCAUCAGGUUUUUCUGGCUUCAACCAUAAGUCCAGCAGACCCUGUGGCUCCGAAAUCUGCCCAGAAGGAAGUACAGUAUAAACAGAAGCAGACUUUCAACACGUGUUGUCGGGGAAAUGUGAACAACAACUCUCCAAACCCGCUCCUCUUACCUGAAAGACUUCAAAGGAGUGUAGCGAAGCUGCACGAGGCACUAGUCAGCGGACUUAGCAGCAUCGUGGACACUUGGUGGACCAAUGAACAGGCUACGUUUCCCCGAAGGAUGCCACUGGAACCACAUGAAGAAGAUCUUUUACGCAUCUGUGAGAUCAACGCACGAUACUCCAUCAAUGCACAGCUCCUUGCAGCCUAUGGCUAUCAGAUAUAUGAGGAGAUGGCGGCUGAAAGAGGCUGUGUCUUUGCAGGUGCAGACGCACGAAAGUUUAUCAAAAGUCAGCUAGAUAUUUUCGAUCCGAAGUACCCAAUACAUAUCGUGCGCGACCAGUAUCGAACGCCCUACAUCGACAUGUUCGUCUCCUUUGCUGAACAAAGCGGAAGAAUUAGUGCCACUAUAAUCAAGUCAGCAGACCUUCGCUUGAUAAAGAGUGACAACUCGCAGACUGGAUAUGACCUUUACUGCCUGUCUGACAAGGACUGUCCUGACAUGGUCAGCACAGACGGUGAGCGUCUGGACCGUGUGUACCAAACCGGGCUUCAUCUAUUCCAGCAUGAACUGCGCUCCAUCCCGACAGACAUCUUGCGACACCUUGCGCUGCACUGUGUCAAUGAUUUGAGAAGCGUUCUUCUCAUUCAUGACAAGCGGAUCCUUGGGGUGCUGCUCCAAGAACUUGACAGCCUUGUCAGCAAGCAAGUCCUUACACCAGAGCAAGCAGCGAUCCUUCGGCACGGCGUCGUACCUACCAUAAACCCCGGGUCUCUGGAGCUGAGCAUUUUGAUCGACCAGCAGAGCCGAUCCCUGAUUCAUAAAGAUAAGUUCAUCAUCAAGCCGGUUCGGAGUGGUCGAGGGGACGAAAUUCUGCUCGGGAGGGAGCUGUCCGUCUCCCAAUGGGAAAGUCUUUUGCUUGAUCUUCGUGACCCUGGGCUUGAACCAGGUCGCACCAUGUAUAUCAUCCAGCCACUGAUCGAACAGCCAUUGUUCGAGCUACUCGACCAUCGUGGGGAGGUUCAAUCCAGUCCCCUUGUAGGGUCUUGCCACCUGGCCAAUGGCAGCUUCGCCGGCCUUGGAUUCUGGAGAGCCGGCGGCACGAAGAUCUGCAAUCUCAACAGUGGAGGGUUCUGGAUGCUGGGAGUGGUCGCUCGUCCAAAUUAA